AUGGAAAUUUUCAAGAAAUUGGAGAUUAACAUACCCUUUUCUGAAGCACUCCAACAAAUGCCUUCAUAUGCUAAAUUUUUUAAGGAACGCCUCACGAAAAAGAGGAAAUAUAUUGAAGAGGAGACUAUUGAAGUACAGGGAAAAUGUAGUGCUAUCAUACAGAAGCUCCUACCUCAGAAGUUUAAAGAUCCUAGUAGCUUCACCAUUCCAUGCACUAUAGGGAAAUUAGCUGUUGGAAGGACAUUGAUUGAUCUGGGAGCUAGCAUCAAUUUGAUGGCUCUCUCUAUGUUUAAAAAUAUUGAAGGUUUGGAACUCAAGCCUACUCGGAUGACUCUCCAAUUAGUAGAUAGAUCCUUGAAAUACCCUUAUGGGGUGGUUGAAGAUGUACUUGUAAAAGUGGACAAGUUUUUAUUUCCGGUGGAUUUUGUUAUUAUGGAGAUGGAGGAGGAUGUAGAUGUGCCUCUUAUUCCUGGGAGACCUUUUAUGAAGACUUCCAGAGUCUUAAUUGAUGUGGAAAAUGGUAAACUCAAGGUGAGAGUGCAAAAUGAAGAAGUGAAUUUUGAUGUGUUUGAAGCUAUGUCUCAUCCAAAUGAUGGUAGGGCAUGUUUCCAUCUUGAUGCACUUGAUGAAGUAUGUAUGAUUAAAAAAAAGAUGGUAUGUUGUUCUUCUCCUUUAGAGAAAGCGCUCAUUGAUGCGAGUGAAGAGGUGAAUGAGGAGGAAGAGGAACUGAUUGAGGAGUGCUUGACUAACUUGGAUGCAUUAAAAGAAAUUCCUUUCAAUGACUCGGAAAUUGAAGAAAUCAAUACCCAGGAGAAAGUCAAGGAAAAGAAACUAGAACUGAAGAUGUUACCACCACAUUUAACGUAUGUUUUCUUAGAAGAAGGUGGGAAUAAAUCAGUCAUUAUCAAUAAUUCUUUUUCCUCCAAAGAAGAAGAAAAGCUGGUGGAAGUAUUGAAAGCCAACAAAGGAGUCAUUUGA
This is a messenger RNA of Vigna angularis (adzuki bean), 978 nucleotides long. RefSeq lists its product as uncharacterized. The record is from RefSeq and is a predicted model, not a curated record. The transcript has a single exon. NCBI's taxonomy places the organism in Eukaryota, Viridiplantae, Streptophyta, Magnoliopsida, Fabales, Fabaceae. The coding region runs from base 1 to 978 and encodes 325 amino acids.